This is a messenger RNA of Staurois parvus, 299 nucleotides long. Lineage: Eukaryota; Metazoa; Chordata; Amphibia; Anura; Ranidae. The record is from the annotation of a GenBank genome assembly.
CUGAUAGGUGGAACUGAUAGGUGGCACUGAUGAUGUGUACUGAUAGUCAGCACUGAUAGGCGGCACUGCUGGGCACUGACUGGCAGCACUGCUGGGCUGCACUGAUGGGCACAGGUGGGUGCAACUGGUGGGUGGCACUGCUGGGCACGAUCAUCAGGGCACUGAUCAUCAGUGCCCUGAUGAUCGGUGCCGAUCCCUGCUCUGACAACUGCCGGUUCUCGGCAGUACUUUCCCCACGUUCUGACAGCGUGAGGAAAGUGCAGCCGAGAACCGACAAUUGCAUUUCCCUGUGAUCAGCG